CCAUUUUGUUCCUGCACAAUGAACAGAGUCCUCUGAUGUCUGAUGCAGCGGUGGGUGGAAAUGUCGAGGUUCCAGCGCGCGAAAGGUUCCCUCAACCCGCGGCCGACAGCAGUGAAAGAAGAACGGCAGUUGAACUCCAGUCUAGACCAGAGGAAACCAGAACCUCCGGAUAUCAAGGAGGAAGAGGAGGGGGAAGAUGUUCCUUCUCUCCAUGUGAAGACUGAAGAUGAUGAAGUUCAAAUCUCACAACACAUGAAAACAGUAACUGAGGGAGACAAUGGUGGAAAACCAGAAGCGGCCAGCUAUCCAGUUCCAGGUCCCCACUCGGACCUCCAGAGGUCACACUCUUCUGACUCUGAUACUGACGACAGUGAAGACUGGGACGAGUCCACCAACACUCAGUCGGGUUUCAACUCUGCAACUGUCCAGAGAGAUGAUGAGAAACCACUCAACUGCUCUGGGUGUGGGACAAGACGUUUCAAGAGAAGAGCGACUCCAGAGCUGAAAAUGGAACAUCAUGACAAUCACUUCAGCGGUCACAGAGGAAGAAGACCAUCUAGCUGCUUUCGCUGUGGUGUAGAAGAAGAGCAGCAAGAGUGGAGCUACAGUCUCGACCAAGAGGAAUCUCUGCAUGCUAAAGAAGAAGGGGACGACAUCACCAAGUUCCCUCUUAUGUCUGGCCAUGUGAAGAGUGAGGAUGAUGAAGAUGAAACUCAGUCCUCACAAUUUCAUCAGAGAAAGGAGGAGCCUCCAACCAGCAGUUCUGCUCAACACGUGAAAACAGAAGGAAACAACCGUGGAGGACCAGAACCAUCCAGCUUCUUUGAUCCAGAUCUGCACUCUGACCUCCAGAGGUCACUGUUUUAUAAUUCUGACAGCAAUGACAGUGAAGACUGGUGGGAAACCAUUAAACCACAGCUUGGUUCCACCUCCAUUAGAGAGAAGAGCGAUAGCGAUAAGUCACUGUGCUGUUCUGGCUGCGGGAAAACAUCUGCUUCAAAUGCUGAAUUUGCUCAGCAUAAGAACUCAUGCAAUGUCUCUCCAGCAAAGCCUUUCUGUUGCUCACAAUGUGGAAAGUGUUUCAGACAGAAAGGAGUUUUGAAGGAUCACAUGAGGAUUCAUACAGGAGAAAAACCUUAUAUCUGCUCUCAGUGUGGUAAAUGUUUCAAUCAGAGAACAAACCUAAACACACACAUGAUUCUUCACACGGCGGAGAAGCGUUUCAGUUGCUCUCUGUGUGGGAAAUUCUUUAAGUGGAAAGGAAAUCUGAAUACUCACAUGAGGACACACACUGAAGAAAAACCAUUUGGCUGCUCACACUGUGGCGAGUAUUUUAGGUCGAGACUGACACUGAAGACCCAUAUUAGGAUACACACAGGAGAAAAACCAUUUAGCUGCUCUCUUUGUGGAAAGUGCUUCAAUCAGAAAGACACUCUAAAAAGACACAUGCGAAUCCACACCGGAGAAAAAUCAUUCAGCUGUUCUCAGUGUGGAAAAAGUUUUUAUGACAAGGGCCAUCUGAACACUCAUAUGAGGGUUCACACAGGAGAAAAACCUUUUAGGUGCUCUGAAUGUGGAAAGUGUUUUAAACAGCUUGGGGAUUUGAAGCAUCACAUAAGAACGCACACAGGAGAAAAACCUUAUUGCUGCACAGAGUGUGGGAAGUGUUUUAGCCACCCCAGUGGCCUAAAGUGUCACAUGAGAAUUCACACGGGAGAGAAACCUUACCCAUGCUUGGAGUGUGGGAAAUGUUUUUCUUCAUUAAGCACCAUGAAGCGGCACAAGAGAUGUCAUGUCAGCGAAACCGUCUAAAGCUCAGUGACUCUAGAUCUUUGGACCUGCUGAAGAUGAAUAUCUGGACUCGUUGUGUGUGGUUAUAACAUUGUAAAAACUAAGAAACACAAACUUUAUUCAACUUUCAAAAUUGAUGGAAGUCUGCCAUGUUCAUGAAUGUAUUUCAGUUACUUAAAUAAAAAAAAUUAUAAACCAUUGUUAAUUUCUACAUUUCGACUGAUGUCAGUGCCUGUGACCAGGAAGUGCAUUCUGCUUGUUUCACAAGGAAUGUGGGGGUUCUAAGGUCACAUUCCUCUGCAGCAUGUCUUUGAAAGGAGUAUGUGAUCAUCAUCUAAUCCAACUCUGAACCUUUCUGGAUGGAGUUUGCAUGGUCUCCCUGUGCCUGCGUGGGUGUUCUCUGGGUACUCCGGUUUCCUCCCAGAGCCCAAAGACCUGCUCACUAGGUUAAAUGCUCACUAGGUUAAAUAUUAUAGGUUAUACACUCACACACACGAUAGUGUUUCAAAUGAAGCUACUCACCUUUAAGUAACUGCUAUUGUUCCCUGUGUCAUCUGAAGGGACAGCAGGUGGAGAACAGCACCCAGGCCAGUCACCAGGUUGUCAUUAUUUUCAUUUGAGUCGCUCUCCUUGUGGCAGCUGACUCUUAUCAACUCUUACAUCAGUGGUCCUUGAAAGCUCAUUGGUCGGUGUCCUCAGGAUCCUAGUGUGUCGGUGAGAAGCUAAUUCUUUGUAUGAAUGACUUUUAUUCUUCAAAUGCUCUGUUGUCAAUCACAGUUUUAAUUCAUAGAAUUAUAGUUGACAUAGAAGCAGAU
Molecule: messenger RNA, 2606 nt
Organism: Synchiropus splendidus (mandarinfish)
Lineage: Eukaryota; Metazoa; Chordata; Actinopteri; Syngnathiformes; Callionymidae
Product: zinc finger protein 773-like
Exons: 3
Coding region: 43-1812 (589 amino acids)
Biological process (GO): negative regulation of transcription by RNA polymerase II; regulation of cytokine production; regulation of immune system process
Source: RefSeq, a predicted model, not a curated record